This is a messenger RNA of Leptidea sinapis, 7382 nucleotides long. Its product is annotated as serine/threonine-protein phosphatase 2A 56 kDa regulatory subunit gamma isoform-like. Gene Ontology annotation, molecular function: protein phosphatase activator activity. Bases 163 to 1833 code for a protein of 556 amino acids. Lineage: Eukaryota; Metazoa; Arthropoda; Insecta; Lepidoptera; Pieridae. Gene Ontology annotation, cellular component: cytosol; protein phosphatase type 2A complex; nucleus. The transcript is spliced from 11 exons. The record is from RefSeq and is a predicted model, not a curated record. Gene Ontology annotation, biological process: protein dephosphorylation; signal transduction.
UUUGAAGCUACGCCGUUUAACUUUAAUGCAAUUUGCAAAUUAUUAAUUUCCGUGUUGAAACUUGAAAUAUAAAAACUCUUAUUGUACCAAAGCUAAGUUAACUAAAAUAUUAAUAUAGUGCCAAACUUUAUGUGUAGAUACAGUAAUUAACCGAAGAAAGAGAUGAAGACUAAAACAGACAAAAAUAAGAAUGACGACGGUGAAACCGAGAAUCGAGAAGAGAAGCCAGCUCUUGCCGCUCGUCCUCCGCCACCAUCCCUGAUUGUCCACCGCUCGGGAGACAGUCCGCGGCCCCCCGGGUGGAACGGUCAGCCCCGCAGAAGCGGCUCCAGCAGAUUUAACGGCCAGCAUAACAACCAAGAGCUCGUCAAACUCCCGCCUAUUCAAGACGCGCCGGUCGGUGAACGUGAGCAAUUAUUCGUUCAGAAGUUGCGGCAAUGUUGCCUGUUGUUCGACUUCGCGGACGAGCCCCUCUCGGACCUCAAGUGGAAGGAGGUGAAGCGAGCGGCCCUGCUGGAGAUGGUGGAGUACGUCACCACGCAGCAGGGAGUCAUCACCGAGCCGAUAUACCCGGAGGCAGUGAACAUGUUCGCCAUCAACUUAUUCAGAACACUGCCCCCCUCGUCAAACCCCAACGGUGCGGAGUUCGACCCCGAAGAGGACGAGCCCACUCUCGAAGCUGCAUGGCCCCACCUCCAGCUGGUCUAUGAACUGUUCCUGCGUCUUCUCGAGUCGCCAGAUUUUCAGCCAAACAUUGCCAAGAAGUAUAUUGACCAGAAGUUUGUGUCACAAUUGUUAGAACUAUUCGACACGGAGGACCCGCGAGAGCGCGAUUUCCUCAAGACAACAUUACACAGGAUAUACGGAAAAUUCUUAGUGCUACGUGCGUAUAUACGGAAACAAAUCAACAAUAUAUUUUAUAGGUUUAUCUACGAGACAGAACACCACAACGGCAUAGCAGAGUUGCUGGAGAUCCUGGGUUCCAUCAUCAACGGGUUUGCGUUGCCGCUCAAGGAGGAGCACAAGCAGUUCUUACUGAAGGUUCUGUUGCCGCUACACAAGGUGAAGUCGCUGUCGGUAUACCAUCCCCAGCUCGCCUACUGCGUGGUGCAGUUCCUGGAGAAGGACCCUUCGCUCACGCAGCCCGUCAUCAAAGCGCUGCUGAAAUAUUGGCCGAAGACGCACUCGCCGAAGGAGGUGAUGUUCCUGAACGAGAUGGAGGAGAUCCUGGACGUGAUAGAGCCGGCCGAGUUCCAGAAGGUCAUGGACCCGCUGUUCCGGCAGCUCGCCAAGUGUGUCUCCAGCCCGCACUUCCAGGUGGCGGAAAGAGCGCUUUACUACUGGAACAACGAGUACAUAAUGUCGCUGAUCUCGGACAACGCGACUCACAUCCUGCCCAUCAUGUUCCCCUCGCUGUACCGGAACACCAAGAGCCACUGGAACAAGACCAUCCACGGCCUGGUGUACAACGCCCUCAAGCUCUUCAUGGAGAUGAACCACAAGCUGUUCAACGAGUGCACGGAGCAGUACAAACAGGAGAAGCAGAAGGAGAGAGAACGUGUCCAACAUCGAGAGGAGUUGUGGCAACGUAUCGAGGCGGUCGCCGCGGCAAAUCCCGCCUGCAAGAGCCACGAUGACGAGGGGCUGCCGGACCUGUCACCCUCCACGCUGCAGAAGGAGUCGCUUGAGGUCAGAAGGCACCACAACGCGAACAAACCGCUCCUUCGCAAGAAGUCUGACCUGCCAGUGGACACGUCCACUGUGAAAGCGCUCAGCGAGCACAAGCGAGCCGACCCGUACUUGACCACUCCGCCGGACGCCGACAAGUGCUAGCGGGAACGGCGCUCCCGACGAGACCGACAGGGCUUCGCCUCCGCUGGCUGAGGUGAUACAUUGAUACAUUCAAGUGACUAUGAAGUGACAGUUAGUGCGGAAGUGGGCGGGGUGUGUGCACUGUAGAUUAAUGUGGUGUGUUGACAGACAGAUGGCGCCGCCCGGCUGCACUCUAUAUAAAAUAAUAAUAUGUUGUUACAUUUUAUACUGUUUUUAAUUCGCGCCGAAUCGCCCGCGCUUUCCUUCUAUUAUUUUUAUAUUAAAAAAAUACCUUUCUGUCUUAAUUAUUGUUUGAGGAUUCAUGCAUAUUACUAAGUCUGAAUAUCUAUAGAGAGUACUUAGAUUUUACUCAAACUUUAUUUAUGUAAAACUUUAGUAUGAUAAAACGCAAACUUGACUUUUACAUUCGGCUGUCUUAGCUUAAAGUCAGCAAUUUCAGCUGUCAAAUGACUAUAAAAAGCGGCCAAGUGCGAGUCGGACUCGCCCAUGAAGGGUUCCGUAGCAGCACGUAACAUAAUGUAUGUUAUAUACAAUGGAAAAUGAUAUUGAAAAAAACUGCUCAAAAUCAUACAGUGCAAAUGAGCUCUCAUCUUUUAUACGUAUUACGUAAAAGUACUAACUUACUAGAACGAGAUCUAUCUCGUUCAAACCAAUUUUCUGUGGAAGUUUGCAUUGUGAAAAUGUACUGACGUACAUCAUAUAUUUUUUCAGAGGGGUAACACAUUUCACCACUUUGGAAGUGUCUAUCGCGAAAAUUAUUCAGUUUAGAAUAAAUUAUAUUAGAAACCUUAAUAUUAUUUUUGUAGACUUAUCCAUAGAUACCAUACCAUACCAUACCAUAGAACCCAUAUGUCAUACAGCCAACUUAUCCGAAGUUGGCUGUAUGACAUAUGGGUUUGAUGAAAAUGAGUUUCAGUUUUAUGUAUGUACCCCCAAAAGGUACUGCUUUUUUUUCUAUUUUCGUUCGCAGUUUAUGUUCACAGAAUACAUCUACUUACCAAGUUUCAACAGUAUAGUUUUGGAAAAAAAUGAUUGUGACAUACGGACGGACGGACAGACAGACAGACAUGUUGAAUCUAUAAGGGUACCGUUUUUUGCCAUUUGGCUACGGAACCCUAAAAACGAAAUAUAAGAUUAUGCUAAGUUUACACUUUGCUAUGUUUUACGUAGGUAAAUUCUGAGCACAGUCUAAGUACGCUCUAUAGAUCUCUUAGCCUAGGUCUUCAGGUUGAAAAUUAUGCCUGAAUUGAAUGGAAAAAUUAUAUUUUGUGAUUUUUAUGAGUUAUGGUAUUAGAAAGUCAAUUUUUCUUUUGAAAUCAUGUAACUUAUAGAUGUUGUUUAAGUUAUUUUUUUGAACUUGAGAUAAAUCAGUUAAAUAUUGUAUUUAUACACACACUAAGUUCAGAAUAUAUUCUACAACCAAUACACCACUUUGAAAGUAAAAAUAUUUAUAUUCACACAAUAAUAGCACUCAGGGACUCGUUUAACUUUGUAUCAAUUUACCUACACUUUUUAUAAAAGCGAUUAAACAAAUCACUGUAUUAAAUAUUCAUUCCAACAUUUUAUUUAAAUUUCUAUAAUAAAAUGUAAUUAUUAAAAAACAGAUUAAAUGUUUUUUUUUCUCAGAAUUCAUUUGUUUUAUGUAUUCGUGGUUUUUUUUGCGAUCUUUCAUACCUACAUAUAUUUUUAUCUAGAUUAUAUUAAAUUAUUUAGAUUAUAUAAUAUUUAUCUUACUAAUAAACAAUUUUAUACCGGUCUAAUAUUUCUUCUGUAGUUUCAUGUUUCAUAAUUUCAUUAAAAACACAUGUUUCUUGCGCCAGACGUAAAAUAUCUACUAUGUUCUUUCAGCUUUGCAGUCUUGCACAAAUAUACUAUUUUUUUUUAAUUAUUACUAUAUUAUUGUCCCGGUGAAAUAUUGUUUAUAUAUAAAAACUUUUCUGUUUAGAGUACUUUUCGAUGUCACUAAGGUUUAGCGCCAAUAUCAAUUAUUAUCAAAACAAUGUACAAUAGUUUAUUGCUUCUAAUAUUUAAGUGAUGUAUUUACAUUCUGGUUUAGCAUUGGCAAGGGCCUCAAAAACAUCAAAAUAUAUAAUUUAUGUUGCAGUAACGCCUUUCCACAAAUUCAACAAAUUAUCUAAGCACAACCAGAGACUCCUUUGCACAGGAUGCCGCCUUUUUCUGCCGUGAAGCAGUAAUGUGUAAGCAUUACUGUGUUUCGGUGUGAAGGUAGCUAGUAGCUAGUGAAAUUACUGGGCAAAUGAGACUUAACAUCUUAUGUCUCAAAGUGACGAGCGCAAUUGUAGUGCCGCUCAGAGUUUUUGGGGAUUUUCAAGAAUCCUUAGCGGCACUGCAAUGUAAUGGGCAGGGCGUUUAAAUUACCAUCAGCUGAACGUCCUGCUCGUCUCGACCCUUAUUGUCAUAAAGUUAUACACACCUCUUUCAAACACAAGCACGUGGACACUUGCAGAAGCUUGGCAAGCAUGUAAAUGUGGCACUAUAGGGUUCGUUGAUUGAGCAUUCUGCACGCAUUUUGCGUCACUCUGUAAACUAAACAUAAGUUUCCAAUCAAUUUGCAGACAGACGCCUUUCAACAAAUUCCAAGCUAAUUGUAUACAUUACAGUCUGAUUUUGUGUAUGAAAAUGAUUUAUAUUUAUAUGUUAGAGGUGACUGUUUAGAAUCAAUUUGCUAACGGUUAAUUUUAGCUUUCUAUAAGAUUUGUAUUUGGUGGGCUUUUGUAUUCUAGGUAGUAUUAUGAAAUUGUCCGGUACAAUUUAUAUGUUUAAUAGACAUGUUUAAUUGUAACACUUAAUAUUGUCGGGGAUAGAUUUGAGAGAAUUGGUGAAAUCCAGGGUUGAUUUGCAGAAUAACAUCUUUUUAUUACAUUUACUCUAAAAGUAGACUUAAAUGCGUGCGGAAAGUUAUUAUUUUCCGGAACUUCUGCUUUUCCUUCCUCCACCCGCAUAUUAUCUCCUAAUUUAUCCUUUUUUCAGCGUAAAAAUGAUUAAAAUAGAAUUAAUCGUAUUUAUUUAAUAACAUAUACGUUUAAUAUUAAUAAAUAAAUAACAAAAUUAAAUUUAUUAUUCGUUGUAUUGGCUGAAUGCAUAGAAACCGUUGCUCCCGCAAAAAAUGUUUUUGUAUUUAUAAUGAUUGAAAUUUAAAAAAAAUGUCAUUUCACUCUUGAAAUGUAUUAUUUUACUUGUUUUGUAGUGUCUUUAUUUGACAAAGAGAAGUUGCUCUUAAUUGUUAUCAAAAUAAUGCAAAAUUUAAUUAAAAUAUCUCGUUGAGUUUUGAAGAUAUUUUUAAUUGUCAGUAUUAGUGAAAGAGUUAGAUAAAUGAAAGAUAAUUGAAUUUAUAAUAUUUUAUUUGUCGAAUCAGCGCUGAAAAAUAUUUAUGAGAUGUCACUGAAAAAGGAAAAAUGGGAAGUAUAUGGGGGCGAUUGUUAGCUUCAGGAAUCUUUAUUUUUCGACGUAUGGAGGUUUUUCGUAUUGGGAAAAAAGUGCAUUGAAUAUUGUACGCAAAUUUUGAUAGUAAAUGCAGUGUUACAAGUUAAAUUAUGUUGAAUGUAAAUUAUUGUUAGAAGUAUAAAAUGGGCGCGAGAUUUAUAGUCGAUCUGUGUGUUUGAGAGUAUACAGUGGAAGGCUCCUUUGCACAGGAUGCCGGCUAGAUUAUGGGUACCACAAUAGGCACAAUUCCUGUAUUAAGGUCCUUUCAGACUACGCUAAUAUAUAAUAGCAUAUAGUUAAUAAAAUAACAAUAUCGCGCACCAUAACCACACUUCACUGUGUGAUAUAUUAUUGGCUUACUAUACGCAAUAAAAUUAGGCGUGUGUGCUGCUCAGCUGUGCUAUAUCGUUAGCCGCUCUCUUCCUCCUUCUUCAAACCGUUACAAAUCACCACGUUCUCCUCUGAACUUUAUAAUAUCAUUUGAUAUCAAUGCUCUGGCAUUUUUUCUUUUAUAGCAUUAAUGAAGAUUCCGCAUUGUCAUCAUCGCUCGAUUAGCUUUCAAGACAGUAUGAAAUCCAUUGUGUCGAUCGUGUGCACACUCUUCAAAGAUCGCGGUUAACUGAGCUUACCAUCAAUAUAAAUACAUCCAAUGUAUAAAAUUCUCGUGUCAUGGUGUUAAACUUUGAACUCCUCCGAAACGGCUUGACCGAUUCUCAUGAAAUUUUGAGUGCAUAUUGGGUAGGCCUGAGAAUCGGACAGCAUUUACUUUUCAUACCCCUAAAUGUUAAGGGUGGUCCACACGAUUUUUUUUUUUUUAAUUUUUUUGACAUUUUUUUUUUAAUUUGUUGGAUUAUGAGUCAGCCUUAAAAAAUACAUACAACUUCAAAUUUUCACCCAUCUACUAUCAACAGUUACUUUUGUAUCGCGAUUUUAAUAUCGGCAAUACAACGUUUGCUGGGUCAGCUAGUAUACUAUAAAUACUUGCGCUUAUGUCUUGUAAUGUGAACGCCAUGCUGUAUAGUAUAGCAUUAGGUCCUUAUUUGCUAUACUAUAUAUCAGAAUAGUAAAGCGUAGUCUGAAAAGAUGUUUACCAUUGCAUUGGCUGUGAUCAGUUUUACAACUAUUUAAGUACCCUGCUAUGUCUGUUUUUAACUGUCGCCCCAUAAUGUGGACUAAGCCUUAGAUAAAGGAACAACCGUAAAGCGAAAACUACUUACUUUAUACUCUCGUACACAUGUUUCAGAUCAUCAGACUUCGUUGUGGCACGCAAUGAAGUUCUAUACACAUAUAUGGACAUAUCAUUCGCAGUCUGACAGCGGAACGGCAAAAGUGUGCUUAGAGACAAUAUAAGUACACUUUUCUCAUUAGUCGUGUGUCAACUGUCACCGUCCGAAUUGGGUUCUUAAUAGAACUUACGUAACCCAAACUGAAUAAAUGAUUUACAUUGCUGCUUUUUGACUAAGAAUAUUUUAAACAACUUGAGUAAAUGCGGCAAUGUAUAAAUAUAGCAGUCCAAGCUUAUUAUGGUGUUAUUUAUGGCAUGUUCCAUAUUUCGGCUUUGUUUUUGUACGACGUGAUUUGUCUAUAUGUAUAGAACGUCAUUGGAGGAUCAUUAGCCGUUGGGCACUGUUAAUAUGUAUUACGAUGCGAUAUUUCUUACGGCCCCCACCGCAGUCUCCAAACCAUUUCGCCGAACAAGACAGUGUCACGGAUGAAUUUGCCUAUCUAUGAAUAACAUACCGCGACCCAAAUGUGUCUAAAUAUUGUAUUAAAUUAUCCCGCGACUGUACCGACACAUGAUUAAAUUUAAGCUAGUAAUAACGCAUUAAUAUUUCCCAGCCGCUUCAGGAAAGCGUAUGAGUGGAGGUUUUGUAUGAGUAUUUUGUACGCGACGGUGUCGGUACAGUCGCGCGGAGUGUGUACAGAUCUCGCGUGAAUGUGAACUGGACUGAAAUCACUAGAAUAAUUUGCGGAACUGUUCAAAUUGGGAAAAUUUUGUAUAAAUAUUUAUAACGGUAAUUGUAACUGUUGAAAACAAAUAUUGUAACAAAUGACAUAUUGUAAGGUGCUUAUGAUUAUUGUUAUAAUACAAAGUUGUGCAUAUA